This is a messenger RNA of Clupea harengus (Atlantic herring), 1726 nucleotides long. It is a transcript of the gene hoxa9b, whose product is annotated as homeobox A9b. The record is from RefSeq and is a predicted model, not a curated record. Gene Ontology annotation, cellular component: nucleus. Gene Ontology annotation, biological process: proximal/distal pattern formation; DNA-templated transcription; anterior/posterior pattern specification. Gene Ontology annotation, molecular function: DNA-binding transcription factor activity, RNA polymerase II-specific; RNA polymerase II cis-regulatory region sequence-specific DNA binding. NCBI's taxonomy places the organism in Eukaryota, Metazoa, Chordata, Actinopteri, Clupeiformes, Clupeidae.
AAGCAUAUGGCUUUGCUAUUAAAAGAUGACUUGUAAAAUGGUGGCCAUUUGCAAUGGUGCAGCAAGCCUCCACUGCUCCGCAUUGUUCUGCCUCGCGGUCACAUGACGGCGCUGUCCAAUCCCGCGCCGUAUCUGGUUCAACUUAUUAGAGGUCCGUAGUUCACAGUGAAGUCAAGGAGUUACUUGAUUUCUGCGGAUUCCGUCUUUGUGUGCGUUUUACGGUGGGUGUGUACACGUCCGGUCGCGGUGGAUUUUAGAUGUUUUUGUAAUGUCGACGUUAGGGACACUGAGUUACUACGCCGAUACGCACAUUACGCACGAGACUGAUGAUCAUUUGGCAUCAAGAUACUCCUCGGGAGCUGCGCUACACCAGACGAGAGAGCUCGCGCUUCCCGAGUAUGGCGACCAGGACCCGUGCCCCUUUCAGACCAAAUCCGCUCUUUUCGGGGCACCGUGGAGUCCCGUGCCUGAUGCCGCCAUCCGCGCCUCCUCCAGCGCGUAUCACCCGUACGCGCAUCAACCGUGCCCGGCCGGGGAGAGCGACGCGAUGGCUCUGCGCGCCUGGACUCUCGAGCCGCCGGUAUCCGCGCCGUUGACAUACUCUGGAUUAGCCACGAAUGUGCAUCACGAGAUUAAACCGGAGCCUCUGUCGGGAGGCAACGGCUGCAUCACUCUCGUGCCCCCGACGCUAGUCGCCGACAUCGACGAGGACAGUUGUGUCCCAGAGAAGGAGACCGCGCGCACCGAGCCCGGGUUUCCUCGUAGCACCGGGGAGAAAAGUGCGAGCGCAAACAAAAAGAACUCAAACAUCGACCCAAAAAACCCCGCGUCCAACUGGCUGCACGCGAGUUCCACCCGGAAGAAGCGCUGCCCGUACUCCAAGUACCAGACGCUCGAGCUGGAGAAGGAGUUCCUCUUUAACAUGUACCUCUCCCGUGACCGCCGGUACGAGGUGGCGCGGCUCCUCAACCUCACCGAGAGGCAGGUGAAAAUCUGGUUCCAAAACCGCAGAAUGAAGAUGAAGAAAUGUAAUAAGGAACGGCCCAAACUCAACUAGGCGCGAAGCCUGUGGACAGUGAAAGAGCAGUCUGAAGCUCGUGGACAGUGAAAGAGCAGUCUGAGACUGUGGACAGUUUAGCUUUUACCUCAAGGUUGAGUUCUCGCGCACCGUGGGAUGGAAGGCGGUGUAGGUGAAGGUCCUAGGCCGGGCUGACGUGUCCUGGGGCACGAGGGGGGUUGUUUAGUGCAUAUCACUGUGUUGGUGGUAUCGAGGCACUUUCUGUGGGUAUCCGUUACGUGAUCUCUGGUAGCUGCUGUUUUUAUAGUGUUUAAUGUUUGUCUCUCUUAGCGUUCGAUCAGCCAAUGACUCCGUUGAUGAUUUGAGUUCUUGUGUGCGGGGAGAGUAGUUUGUGAGGCGUCAUGGCCGAUAUUUAAUGCUGUUGACUGCAUGUUUGUUUCUCCUCCUGUCGUUCCGGUCCAUUUCUGAAUGUUUCUGUAGUUUCGUGAUUUGGUGUUAUGUGUUGACUACCUAUGUUUUCUAACUACCUAAAAUGUUGAAGACUGUCUUUACAUGUUUUUGUAUUGAAGCAGAACUUAAAUUCUGUGAGAUUUUUUAAAGCGUAUAGCACUGGACAGAUAGAAAGUACCUCAAUGAAUUAAUGUUAUUUGACUCAAAGGAAAAGGUCGGCUAAGGAAAAAAAAAAACGAAAUAAAAAUGAUGACUGUA